GUCUAUCAAAACAUUUCAUUCUCGGAUUCAACGUUGAGCAGUGUUCUAAUCAGCUUAUCUCCACGUUCUCAUUCAAACAACAUCUUGACCAAAUUCGCUCCCCAAAUAAAUCAUCUUUGCCAAGAUGAUGUCCGCACCUGCACCAUAUCCAACUGUGCAAUCAUCUGCACCGGCAAUCGAUGAUCAUGAAAUCACAACGCGCACGCCAUCAAUUUGUGUGGAUUACCUUUCGCAUAAUUGGACGGAUGAAGAUGUUUGGAGCAGUUGGAAAGCAAUGACAAAGAGAAAGAAUGAGAUCGCAAACGGAGUUAGAUUAGAGAACGCAUCAUGGAGAACAUGGGCAAAACAAAGAGGAAAAUUAAAAACAAUCAGUCCGGAAACGUUGAAUUGGCUAAAAGAUUCAGAUGUCACUUGGCUUUAUGGUCCUUUACAUGAACAUGCUGAACCCGUUCCUCCUCCAAGACAAGCAACUGCGCGGGAAAGGUUAGGAUUAGAAGAUGUAACACGCACAAAGUCAAUCUUGAAGCAUAGGACCAUAUCAGAAAUGCUCACCACUCCCGGUCUAAAUGCAACCAGUCCAUCUGUUGAAACACCACCACCGGUCGGCAGCGGGUCAACUUCAAGAGAUGGUAGUGAUGACGGACGAGAUUCAACAGGAAGAGACAGUGGUAAUGCGACACCGACUAAUGCUACAGGAGGAAGGCCUGCGAUCACAUUCACCAAAAGUGAAACUGCACUAUCUGCUUUGGGAAAACGAUCUGCAGGCAGUCCACCGGCAAGUGAAAGGUUGAUGCGAAAUAUGACGAUAGGCGACAAAAAUGAUGGAAUCGUACACUCGGCACCCGAAGAGAAGAGGCAUAUCAGCUUUAAUCAACGAGUGGAUCAAUGCAUCGCUGUUGACGCUCAUGAGGAAGAGGAGGAGGAGGAUGAAGAUGAUUAUUCAGACGGAAACUAUGAGAUCGGAAGAAAGGAUGACGAUGAAGGUUCUUCUAGCGAUGAGGAAGUUUUGACGAUGAAGUCUAGUCCCAGAUCAACUGCUGCAUGGCCCACAAUGGCUUCCAGCCGCAACUCCAGUCCUGGACUAGAACAUCAAACGAUUGCCAAGCUUGCGCCUACAAUCCUUAAAACAAGCGACACCUACCCUGCCCCUUCUCCUCAAGUUGUCGAUCCGUCUGGAUUCACUGCUCACUUCAAUGGAAGCGAUGUUGCCGGUAGCGAUGGACAACCUCGUCUUUCGGCUCAACCUCAACUAUAUCAGUAUGACAAUAGCGAUGAAGAUCUCACACAAACCAGAUAUAGCCAAUGGGAUGCAGAUGAUGACUUCAAUGGCGAUUUCGAUUAUUUCAACGGACCUGAUGUGCAUGACAGUUAUCAUUCUCAAUCUGGUCGGGCUGCUGGCGAAGAGGAGAAAGGUGCUGGCCUAUAUAAUGAUGCUUCUGCCAAUUCGAAUGCACAAUCGAACGAUAGUGUUGAUAAUUCCGGCUCAAAUCGUACUUCAGAACCUCCAAGAAGUAUUUUGAAAAGGAGACCGGCGCCUGCCGAAGUGAAUGAUCAAGAAGAGCAAUUAUCUGGCUCACAACAUUUCUCGCCUCCAUCAUCGCCAGAAACGGGUCAAUCAAGCCUUGCAACUUCACCGAGUAAAGAACGUGGCCGUACUUCUCAGCGGGUCGGUAGCUCUGCAAGUUAUGAAAGGAUUCAAGAUGCAGCUCGAGGUACAGUUCUAGGCACAGCAAAUUCUACGCGAGCAAGAAGUUCUAGCUCAAAUGGUUCCAUCUAUGAAGGUUCAAAUGCAGAUCAGCCAUCGACAUCUUCCAGUCCUCCAUCGACAGGAUCGGGAAACAAUAAGAAUGUAUCUGAUCGUCGGGAGUCUUUUAGGGGAAGGGCUGGAGAUGGAUCAAAAGCAAUGGAAGGCAAUCGUUCAGGAUCCGCAUUUGCUGGAAAGAGAGAUGGAUCGGCAGGUGGAGCAUUCGAAGGAGAUUCUGACGGAAGAGCUUCUUUGGACUUCAAUAGCCCUGGUUAUCCUGCCAGUCCUUUGUUGGGCGAUAAAGAUUACGAUUCGGAUGGCAGUGAUGAAGCCAAAUUGUAUGGAAAUAAAAAGGAUUCCAGUAGAUGGGCAGAUGCACGAAGCGGAAAACAGCAAUCGAACAGGAGAGGUGGAUCUUCUAAAUUGGCCAAUAGCGUUCCAAAAGGCGCAGGCGGAAUGAGCGAUGAUGAAGAAGAACAAGAGGAAUUGGAUGAUGAAGGUGAACCUUCAACUCGACUGAGCGUCGAUUUGGAAAACCUACCUUCGAACACUGUCAGUCCUCCUGGAUCAGCGCCAGGCGGUCCAACUCCACUCAAUACACCCACAUUUGCAUUGGCAAAAUCUCGCUCGGGCGGUAAAAAGAGCGCAAAAGGUAGUGCAUCAAGUGCAAGUACAAGUGCAGGUGGAAUGACUGCAAACAAGCAUGCAAAAGAUACAUCGAUCGGUAGCGGUGCUUCAAGCAAUGAAGAUUGGGAAAAUCGAGAACCUGAAUCGCCAACAUUGCCGAGAAGAAGUAGUGCAACAGGCGCUCUGGUUGCUCCCAGUGAUGCUGACAAAGUUGCAGGCGUUCGUGUUCCUUUAGCACAUGAUUACGUUGAAGAAGACGAAGGCGGAAUCGUUGGACGUGCUGUAGAAAUUGUGAAUACCGCUCGUGAUUUGAUUGGGGCUCUUUUGGGUACUGGUGGGGAUAGAGGCCGAAGUUGGAGAGAAGCCAAUUAAUCAAGUCAACGAAUUAUCAACGCUCUUCUAUUCUCUCAGGAAUUCAUCUGUACAUCUGCUCAGGCAUCGUCACCAUCUUCUCGUUUCUUCCAUACCACAUCAACAUAUCAUUAUAAACAACAUUAUCAGCAUUAUCGACAAUCUCACCAUCCAAGCUUUGCAUCAUUACCGUAAAAUGUUUUUAAUGUGU
Molecule: messenger RNA, 2933 nt
Organism: Meira miltonrushii
Lineage: Eukaryota; Fungi; Basidiomycota; Exobasidiomycetes; Exobasidiales; Brachybasidiaceae
Exons: 1
Coding region: 125-2743 (872 amino acids)
Biological process (GO): cellular response to glucose starvation; protein catabolic process in the vacuole
Source: RefSeq, a predicted model, not a curated record